This is a messenger RNA of Erigeron canadensis, 1656 nucleotides long. RefSeq lists its product as uncharacterized. Lineage: Eukaryota; Viridiplantae; Streptophyta; Magnoliopsida; Asterales; Asteraceae. Bases 1 to 1656 code for a protein of 551 amino acids. The transcript has a single exon. The record is from RefSeq and is a predicted model, not a curated record.
AUGCCGCAGGGUAGUUCCGGAGCCCCCAGUGCGCUGGACAUGAUAGUACAAACAGAACCCGGACCCUUCAUACAGUGGAUCGAAGAUUAUCCACUACCAGAAGGCGGGUUACCAAAAGGAAUGUCCAUGUACGAUGGCAAAGAAGACCCCGACAACCACCUGAAACAUUUCAACGGCAUGAUAAGAAUGCAGAGGUGGGUAGUCCCCGUCGUAUGCCACAUGUUCGCCAUGACUCUCAAGGACGCGGCAAGAGCAUGGUUGGAAAGCCUUCCAACUGGAAGCAUCGUAAGCUUUGAUGAUUUGAAAACUAAGUUCCGGUCAUACUUUGGACAGCAGAGGAAGUACAAGAAGAUGCAUUUAGAAGCCCACGAUAUUAAGAGAAGAGACAAUGAAAGCGUCAGACAAUUUAUGACAAGGUAUACUGAUGAAACGGCAUUAAUGAAAGGUCUCAACGAAAAUAAAAAAAUUUCAGGUUUUGUACACGGGCUGCGUUUUCAGCCCUUGAUAGAGUUCUUGUCUAGGGACUUGCCGGAAGAAUACACUACUCUCAUGGAUAGAACCCACAUAUGGCUAGUGGGAAAAGAGACAGCCGGAGGAGUUGGGGGACCAAUAUACGGCUCCGGGGGGAAGGACAUUGAUAGAGGACGUAGAAAUAGAAAUUUCCGCAUGGAAAGGAAUCGGUCCGCACCCUUCCAUAGAGGGCAAGCCUCUCCCCCGAACCACCAUGGGACAAUCUAUCACGCCUCACGGCCGCCGCGCGACAUCUUAUCCACCGAGAAGGCUUCGGCCAAAAGUCCAGGAAAAUUCAAAGGCCCCGACAUGACUAAAUUCUGUGAAUACCAUAACCGGCCGGGGCACGAUACGAAUGAUUGCAAGGUACUUAAAGGGAAAGUAGAAGAAGCUAUGAGAUCCGAAAGGUAUUCAUCGUUGUUGAAAGGCAUGAAAGAAACAAGCUCACGACAGAAUGGUGAACGACAAGUGGCACGAGAAAAAACAGAACCAAAGAUAGAACCGCUAGAAGAUCCGAUUAUGGCCAUCGAAACAUGUCAGAAAAAUAAGGAAGUCCUAACAGACGAACCAUGGAAAAAUGUAACGAUUAGCUUUCCCCCAAUACGGGAGACGGAAGCUUCCGACGGCCCGAUUCUAAUUAGUGCUAUCAUUGGAAAUCAUCCAGUCCGGAGAAUAUACCUAGAUACAGGUAGCGGAUGUGAAGUUAUGUACGAGCAUUGUUUUUUAAAAUUGAAGGCGGAGUUAAGAAAAACUAGACGGGACAUUAUCAGCCCGCUGGUUGGUUUCUCCAUGGAAAGGUCAUGGUCUCUAGGAGAAAUCACAUUAUGGGUAAGGAUAGGAGAAAUGCCGAAGGUUCGAACCGAGAAGCUGACAUUUAUAAUAGUGAGAGCCGCAUCGUCCUAUAAUGUCAUUUUGGGAAGAACAGCCAUGCGCAAGUUCGGAAUGGUACAAUCCCCAAGGCACGGGGUAGUCAAGUUCGCAACCCCCUACGGAGUAGGAUGUAUCAAAGCUGACCCGAAGCAGGAACAUGUGUGUGCACAAAUCAAUGUGUCAAAAGAAGAGCAAGUAAUAGAAAGAGAAAAGCUGCGGAACCAACGACCGAAAAAAUCUUCAUCAAUGAGGAACACCCGGAGCAGUAUAUACUAA